GUUUUACUGCUGUGAACAAGCAACUCAACGGACAAUAUGAAACUCUUCCUGGUCGCCUUCGCCGUGAUCGCAGCCGUGGCUGCCGAUGUCAGCCACCUGCCCUCCAACGAGUACCUGCCUCCCGUCCAGGAGCAGCAGAUCGUGGCCGCCCCCUCCAACGAGUACCUGCCCCCCGUGGCCGCCGAGCCCGAGCCCGCCCACGAGCUGGCCGAUGAUGGCUACCGCUACAAGACCCACCGUCGCGUGGUCCUGCGUCGCCACCGCCGCGACGUCAACGAGCUGCCCUCCAACGAGUACCUGCCCCCUGUGCCUGCUCCCUCCAACGAGUACCUCGCCCCCGUUGAGGCUGCUCCCGAGACCGUUCUCGCCGAUGAUGGCUACCGUUACAAGACCCACAAGCGCGUGGUCGUCCGCCGCCACCGUCGUGAUGUGAACGAGCUCUCCAACGAGUACCUGCCCCCCUUCCAGGCCGCCGCUCCCUCCAACGAGUACCUGCCCCCAGUUGAGGCUGAGGCUGAGCCCGCCCACGAGCUGGCUGAUGAUGGCUACCGUUACAAGACCCACCGCCGUGUGGUGCUCCGCCGCCACCGUCGUGACGUGAACGAACUGGCCAACGAGUACUUGCCCCCUGUCCAGGAGGCCGUUGCUCCUUCCAACGAGUACCUGGCCCCAGUUGAGGCUGCUUCCGAGACCGUCCUUGCCGAUGAUGGCUACCGUUACAAGACCCACAAACGCGUGGUUCUCCGUCGUCACCGUCGUGAUGUCAACGAGCUGCCCUCCAACGAGUACCUGCCCCCAGUUCCUGCCCCUUCCAACGAGUACCUCGCUCCCGUUGAGGCUGCUCCCGAGACCGUUCUUGCUGAUGAUGGUUACCGUUACAAGACCCACAAGCGCGUUGUGCUCCGCCGUCACCGUCGUGAUGUGAGCCACCUGCCCUCCAACGAGUACCUGCCCCCAGCACAGGCUGCUCCUUCCAACGAGUACCUGCCCCCAGUUGCCGCUCCCGUCCAGGUUGUUGCCCCAGCUCCCGCUCCCGUCCAGAUCGCCGCCCCCGUUCAGUUGGCUGCCCCCGCUCCCGUCGAGGUUGAGGCUGAGCCCGCCCACGAGUUGGCCGAUGAUGGUUACCGCUACAAGACCCACAAGCGCGUCGUCUACCGUCGCCACCGUCGUGACGUGAGCGAGCUGUCCAACGAGUACCUGCCCCCAAUUGCUCCCUCCAACGAGUACCUGGCCCCAGUUGAGGCCGAGCCAGAGACCAUCCUUGCCGAUGAUGGCUACCGUUACAAGACCCACAAGCGCGUGGUUGUCCGUCGUCACCGUCGUGAUGUCAACGAGCUGCCCUCCAACGAGUACCUGCCCCCAGUUGCUCCCUCCAACGAGUACCUCGCUCCCGUUGAGGCUGCUCCCGAGACCGUUCUCGCCGAUGAUGGUUACCGUUACAAGACCCACAAGCGCGUGGUUGUCCGCCGCCACCGUCGUGACGUGAACGAGCUGUCCAACGAGUACCUGCCCCCCGUGCAGGCCGCUCCCGCUGCCGAGUACCUGGCCCCCGUGGAGAACUCCGUGGAGGUGGCUCCCGCCCAUGUCCUCGCCGACGAUGGCUACCGCUACAAGACCCACAAGCGCGUUGUGAUCCGCCGCCACUAAAUGAUGCGAUAACGGCCUCACUAGGUGAUCGAAUUGUGCUCAUUUUGGAGUGCUGACCUUACUAUUAGAAUACCUCCUUUUCAUUCGAACAAAUACAA
Drosophila ficusphila is the source of this 1745-nucleotide messenger RNA. RefSeq lists its product as uncharacterized. Gene Ontology annotation, biological process: negative regulation of protein sumoylation. Bases 37 to 1647 code for a protein of 536 amino acids. The record is from RefSeq and is a predicted model, not a curated record. The transcript has 2 exons. Gene Ontology annotation, molecular function: calcium ion binding. Lineage: Eukaryota; Metazoa; Arthropoda; Insecta; Diptera; Drosophilidae.